Megalopta genalis is the source of this 891-nucleotide messenger RNA. RefSeq lists its product as uncharacterized. The record is from RefSeq and is a predicted model, not a curated record. Lineage: Eukaryota; Metazoa; Arthropoda; Insecta; Hymenoptera; Halictidae.
CAAUCGGAAUUUCGCCUUUGCUAUAGCACUCAAUUAUUUUGAUUUUCACGUAUGCAUAAAUAUGGCUUUCAAAAUUCAUUAGUAUCGCACAAAUGCAACAAAAAAUUAAAUUCAGCUGUAACUUUCACAAAUUGUACUCAAAAUGUUGAAUUAGCAAUUAAACUUUUAACAUCAUAAACACGUUCGAUAAUUUAAAAUUUAAAAAUUUCUUUACACAAUUAUGUCCGAUGGCCCAUGUCAAUCUGUGCUGGGAAAAAUUUUCAAUCAAUUCGUUGAAUCCUAUUGGGAUAUCUGGAACGUCAGUCAAAAUAAGCCAUCAGCAUGUCCCUCGAAACGGAAGAAAAUGGAAGAAGAAGAAGCAGCAAGGCUAACUGGAAAAAGUAGCGAAGGAACGGGUGAAGGAGGAGUUGAAGGAAGAGUUGAAGUAGGAGUUGGUGGAGGAGUUGAAGGAGAGGGCUAUGCAGAGGACUAUGCAGACAGCUAUGCAGAUCGCUCUGCAGAAUCAGAAUCUGGAAUCGAAGGUUACAGAGAUCCCUCAGGGAAGAGAUCACCAUACGUUCUUCCCAGUCAGAUUUGCCCUGACUCCAACAAAUCGUGUUGCUUUAUUAAAAUGCAGGAUCCUUGUGCACCUUGCUGUUGUGAGACGAAACCGAAGCUCCCACCCUGUCCACCUUGUCCACCCAAAUAUGGUCCUCAGGAACCACGUCAGCCGAUAUGCGGCUGCAAUCUUUGUCAGAAAGAUCCCAACAAUAGCAAAUGUUGCGACAAGAAUAGAGCGUUCCGCGGUAUAAGCCUCGAUGCAAGAUAUUUUGAAAAAGCCUGAACGUAACAAAAAAAAAUAUCAGGAACUGAAGACUGUAUAAUACAAUAAAUACCGUAGAAGAAACGUAA